Messenger RNA from Morone saxatilis (striped sea-bass), 4423 nucleotides. It is a transcript of the gene zdhhc7, whose product is annotated as zinc finger DHHC-type palmitoyltransferase 7. The record is from RefSeq and is a predicted model, not a curated record. Lineage: Eukaryota; Metazoa; Chordata; Actinopteri; Moronidae. The transcript is spliced from 8 exons. Gene Ontology annotation, cellular component: Golgi apparatus; endoplasmic reticulum. Gene Ontology annotation, biological process: protein targeting to membrane; peptidyl-L-cysteine S-palmitoylation. Gene Ontology annotation, molecular function: protein-cysteine S-palmitoyltransferase activity. The coding region runs from base 260 to 1222 and encodes 320 amino acids.
UCGUUACUGGUCAGUGGUCACUGUCAGCCCGCUGUUACAGCGGUGUGUUGCUGCUGCUGCGGGCACGGCUGUGUUAGGGCUGGAGCUGAGCUGAAACGGGACAUCACAAUGUAUUAAGAAGGAGUUCCCAACAACGGAAAUCAGGAAUAGUAAGGUGUCAGUCUACUUGCCACUCUUUCUAUGUACUUCAUCCUGAAUGCUGGUCCAGGAGGUACACACCACAGCAUGUUAUUGUGAAGAGAGAACAUAUUAGGUCAGGAUGCAGUCUUCCAACCACCGACUGCGAGAUAUGGAGCAGCACCACCCACUGCUGUCGGCAGGGGCAGAUGUCGAGACAGGGAGUCUGGCAGCCGGAGUGAUGGUCGGGGGUCCCCACGCAAGCCACACAGCUGGAAACCGCACACUGUGGUUCAUUCAGGACAGCUGUGGGAUGGUGUGUGCGAGCAUGACCUGGUUCCUGGUGCUCUACGCUGAAUUCGUGGUGAACUUUGUCAUGCUGCUGCCCAGCAAGAGCUUCUGGUACUCUCUGCUGAACGGGGCCACCUUCAACUCCUUGGCUGUGCUUGCAUUGGCCUCGCAUCUGCGCACCAUGUUGACUGACCCGGGUGCAGUUCCUAAGGGCAAUGCAACCAAGGAGUACAUGGAGAGCUUACAGCUGAAGCCUGGUGAGGUCAUCUACAAGUGCCCAAAGUGCUGCAGCAUCAAGCCGGAGAGGGCACACCACUGCAGUAUUUGUAAAAGAUGCAUCCGGAAGAUGGAUCACCAUUGUCCCUGGGUCAAUAACUGCGUGGGAGAAAAGAAUCAGAGAUUCUUUGUACUUUUCACUAUGUACAUAGCAUUGAUUUCUGCCCAUGCCCUGGGCCUCAGUGGUAUGCACUUCUUCACCUGUAUUAAAGUCCAGUGGAACGAGUGCAGCGACUUCUCUCCAGGGGUAUCUGUGCUUCUGCUGAUCUUCCUCUGUCUCGAAGCCAUCCUCUUCCUCACUUUCACAGCUGUAAUGUUUGGUACGCAGAUCCACUCCAUCUGCAAUGAUGAGACGGAGAUUGAACGUCUUAAGAACGAGAAGCCGACAUGGGAGCGUCGCAUGAGAUGGGAUGGAAUGAAAACGGUGUUCGGGGGUCCGCCCUCCCUGCUGUGGUGCAAUCCAUUCACAGGCCUGCGUCUGCGGCGCUUACUGCUGUUGACCCACGGUCGGCGUGGCGGGCCUGAGUUUUCUGUCUGAGAGAAGGGCAGGCCGAUGCAGUUCACCAACACUUGACUGUCUCUAAAGCAAGAUUUCUUAUAUGCCCACUGGCCGGGGCUUAGAUAGACCUCUGCUCCUCGAGGCUGUCCUUCAUUUGUGGGUGACAGGGGGAGACGAGCUGCUCCAGUGGGACCCCAGUGCAUCACAACCCCCACUGAACGUUUGUAUUCUCACAUGCUGAUGUAGACCCAACACCUUUGGUCAGCACAAGUAUGCUGAACAACUGGAAUAUUGUUUUUUAACAUGAGCAGCUUUUUGGUUUGUUUGUGUGUUUUUAGGUAAAGCAUGCAGUAUGUAACUCAAGUGAGUCUUUUAUUCCUUGUGAGACUGUCCAAGGUGCCGUUUGACCUCAACUCAUGCACCAGUACACAACUUCAACAGUUUGUUCUCUUUGCUGCACACAUGAGAUUCAAGAUUAGUGUUUGAAUUUUUGGAGGGGUGGAUCAGCAACAUAUCUCUCAUAAUCACUGGACCCAGACAACUGGAUCUCAAUGGGGAAAUGCUUGAAACUGCUCUGUUGGACCCAGACAGGGGAAUCACAGUCAAGGACAUGCACUACUUACAUGGCCCUUGAGUAAAGGUCUGGGUAUUGAGCACAGUGGACAUCAGACAUGGAACUGUGCUGCCUUGAUUUGCAUGUAUAACAGCUCAAUCAGUCCACAUCUCAGCCAGAAAAUCAGGCUUUCACUAUCCUCAAAUGAAUGGACAGGCUACAGUGAACACAAGCCUCAUUCUUAUUCAAGAGGACUGAGUGGCUUUUCCCGUUCAUCUGUUCCUCUCAUUUGUCAUGUUUGGUCCCUCCUUUGGCUGAAAUUGUUGAUUGUUUAGGUUACUUGGGCCAGUAGAAAUUCAUUUUCUUUUCUUUUCUUUUUUCAUAACUGCUGAAGCUUCUCUACCUUUCAUCAGAGUGACUGCUUCUCAACAGCUGGCCGUUAUCAUUCACUGGAGAUGACUGCUGUAAAUCCGACUCUUCAUUGGAUAAUUACAAAUCACUGUUUUGAAUUAGUUUUAUGUAUGUGUACAUAAAUUUGCCAUUCCGCCACUCCUACAUGCUGCUCCACAUAUCAUUCUCGACAAACAAUCAGUGACCCCACAGACCACGGAUAUGCCUCCCAGUGUUCUCAUAACAAAGUGAUUCAGGUGGAACAACUUUGGCUGCUGAAAAGGCAGAAUGUUAUUAAGUUUGAAUUGUUUUACUCAUACAUAUCGGAGGCUACUUCUGUGUAUAGUAGGAAUCCAUAUGCAACAACAGCUGGAUAAGACUUCAUAGCAUUUACACUCUGAAAAACAAGCUUACAACCCCUCCCCGAGACGGAGCCAAGUCUCAGACAUGGUGGCUUUGUAUUCUCCUUGGCCACCGUGUGGUGCCACAUUUUGAAAAGGAGAACUUAAAACACUAGCACAACCUCCUUUGGCUCAUUGUGAGCUCAUUCUGAUCCACAGAGCCAAGCUCCAUUGUGCAGUCAGCCUGUAGAAUUGAAAAGGAACUGCUUAGCCGAGGUACCAGGCUCAUUAUACAAGCUUUAAUACUGAACAAAGUCUCGGGGAGCUCGGCAGAUGCUUGCGAGGCCUUUCCUACUUCACUCCAGAAAUGUCAGGCCUGUAACAUCUUGUGGCAGGGCAGUAGCAAAUACUAUCUCAGUGUUAUUAGAACACGUAUCCACGCCUUUUAAAAUCAUUGAGUCAAGUACAUUUAUCAGUUUCAAAGGUUUGUGUCAUCAUUGCCAUAUUAAUGUGUUUUCUCAUUUUGUGACAACUCGUCUCCUAUUUUUACAUAAUCAGUGGGCCUGUUUGCACUGGAUGAAUGUGGCUUUUUGAAUCUAGAGUUCAGUUUGACUGGCGGGCUGGUAUUAUCAAAGUAUUUUCAAAUCUAGAUUCUCUAAGUCUCAUUUUAUUGCUUGUUGGACAAUAUACUACUGUUUGUUCUCAUCUGUGGUUGUCAGGAGAAUCUCCACUGUUUACACUAAAUGAUGAUACCUGAUGCUCUAUGGCUAUAAAGUUUAAGGAACAUGCUAUCAUUAGAAUGUAAAAUAUAUCUAUUUUGGGACUAAGGGACACAGCACUAAAAGCUAACUGAUAUCAGGGGAUUUUAUUAAUGCUGGCCUCUCAUUUCUCAUUUUAUUCUGCUGGACUGCAUCACCUCAGCAACAGUUUUCUGAAUAAAUGUAGGGGGACUGUGAUUUUCCCUUGAAUUCCAUAAUUCUAACAUGCUCAGUGUACUUUUUAAUUUAUGGAGAUGCAAAAUGUCAAAGUCAAGUUUAGCCAAACACACAGCGUGUUCAUAAAGAUUAUAUACAAGCUGUCUUUCAUUUAUACAUGUGCAUAAGACUAAUCAGAAAACAGGAACACCCAUGCUGUGUAGUUUGGCAGAUGCAUAAAAUAUGUUGCUAUUUAAGCAACAAUUACUAAAAAUAAUUGCAGGUAUUGGUGGCAAAAUUACACCCAGAGCCAAUAAGAGGCCUAGAGUCUAAUAAACAAAAAAUGCCAUUAGAGUAGAAGCAAAUAUCUGAAGCAAGACUUGAGGUAAGAGUGCCAGGACUACAGUGCUAAACCUUUACUUGUAUGUGUAGGAAGUAGCAGAACAACAGAGCUAAUUAUGGAUUGACAAUUAUUGCUGUGUUGACUGAGUAUAAGCAUUUGAUGUCGACUGGUAUAAUUUGGUUUGAUGUAUUUCACAAUAGGUACGUCCUGUUUCAUGACCAAACUCGGAUGCUGUGGAUCUUAAUGUCUUAAAUUAGGAUUCUGUUACAGGGUAUAUAGUUUUACAUUCAUGCUUAACAAUAGAAUCAGUGAAUAGUGGGAGAAGAUUGCUUGACAAUGUGCACAAUUGAGUAAAGUCUAUCAAAGGUUUUUCUCAUACUUUGCAGUUAAAGAGGAUUUAUGUAGAAAAUAUAGGACAAAGAACAGUUUGUGAAAUAUAGUAAUGAUUCUUAACAGGACGGAUGUUUGACUCAGAAUUACCAUUAACAUUGUCAUGAACAGCUGAGAAAGGUUUUGUUUCCUCCUCUCCUGAGAGAAUGUUUCCUCAAGAACAAAAGUCCUUCAGCUUUAUAAACAAAGUAUAAAGGUUACUAUUAACAAUAUAUAAAUGGAAUGUUUUAUUACUUUUUUUUUAUUAAUGUGUCAAUCUUAUAAUGUCAUAUCUUUAAUGUCAUUCUUUUACAUAAUAAACUUGAUUAA